Saccostrea cuccullata (small rock oyster) is the source of this 1790-nucleotide messenger RNA. RefSeq names its product phosphatidylinositol 3,4,5-trisphosphate 3-phosphatase TPTE2-like. The coding region runs from base 156 to 1706 and encodes 516 amino acids. The transcript has 14 exons. Gene Ontology annotation, biological process: regulation of phosphatidylinositol 3-kinase/protein kinase B signal transduction; negative regulation of cell population proliferation; phosphatidylinositol 3-kinase/protein kinase B signal transduction. The record is from RefSeq and is a predicted model, not a curated record. Lineage: Eukaryota; Metazoa; Mollusca; Bivalvia; Ostreida; Ostreidae. Gene Ontology annotation, cellular component: nucleus; cell projection; plasma membrane. Gene Ontology annotation, molecular function: phosphatidylinositol-3,4,5-trisphosphate 3-phosphatase activity; protein tyrosine phosphatase activity.
UACAGGAGAGUUCCGGUGGAAGACGAAACAGAUGUACACAACAAAAUAACUAAAGUUGGUGAUUUUCCGAUGAUUAAACAUUUGAAAUUACAAGAAACAAAGCUAGAAACUCCCAAAGAACGUAACUUUAUGCUUGUUAGCAUAAGACAAGAAACAUGAAUAAUUAUGAACAGUUUGGAAGUCAAGAUGAAUCAAAAUCGCCUCCAGAACUUGCUGUUACAUCUGAGACUGCUGGGGGUCAGGAUAAUUCGGGAGAUGUACAAAUAAGAAUGGAUAACAAUGCAUCAAAUGAUGGAACUCUUCAAAUUUACAAAUCAGAUGCCAAAGAAGAUGUUGAAUAUGUGGAGGAUCCAGGAGCAAAAGAGAUUCCAAGAACAGGGAUUGAAGGAUUGCAGUGGAUUGUAAAAAGCAUCCUGGAACACAUAGUAUUUAGACUCGUAACUGUAGUGCUGAUUAUCAUGGACUUCAUUUUUGUCAUUGUGGAACUUGCAGACGAUGACUGUUCAAAAAACCGACAGACUUUGGAACUUCUGUCACAUGUGUUGAUCAGCUAUUUCAUGCUGGAGGUUUUCUUUCGAAUUUUCUAUCAAGGGAAAUUGUUGCUGACAGAAUGCCGUGUGUUAGAGUUGGUGGACAUAGGUGUGGUCACCAUCUCUUUUAUUGUGGAUGUCACAUUUUUAGUUAUUGCAGAAGGAACUUCUUGUGCUAAUAAUUAUGCUAAGUUGUUGAUUAUUGGUCGUGUAGUAAGGAUAUUACGAAUUGCCAGGAUAAUAUUUUUAAUGGUUCAGCAAAAGAGGCACAUAGCCACAGCUUCCAGGAGAAUUGUUUCACAAAACAAGCGGCGAUACCAGAGAGAUGGAUUUGAUUUGGAUCUGUGCUAUAUUACUGAGCGAGUGAUUGCUAUGUCCUUCCCAUCAAAGGGAAUGAUGGCCAUGUAUCGCAACAGUGUCCAUGAAGUGGCAAGAUUCUUUAAUACCAAACACAAGGGUCACUACAGGAUUUACAAUCUAUGUAGCGAGAGAGAUUAUGAUGAAACCCUCUUUAAUAAUUGUGUGGAGAGAGUUUAUAUAGAUGAUCACAAUGUCCCAAGGCUAAGGGAGAUGGUAGCUUUUUGUGCCAAUGUAGAGGAAUGGAUGGAGCAAGAUAAACGGAAUGUUAUUGCUAUACAUUGUAAAGGGGGCAAAGGACGUACAGGCACAAUGAUCUGUACAUGGCUGGUACACUGUGGAAUAUUUGAUGAAGCUCAGGAGAGUUUAGACUACUUUGGAGACAGAAGAACUGAUCUUUCUGUGGGUAAAACAUUUCAGGGCGUGGAAACACCAAGUCAGAGCAGAUAUGUAGGAUAUUUUGAGAAAGUAAAAAAAGAAUUGGGAGGACAAGUACCACCAGAGAAAAAGAAACGAAUUACAUCAGUCAAAAUAGAAGGAUUAGAAGGUGUGGGAAAUGGAGAUGGGAGUGACCUCUCCAUGGAGAUCAGAGUGGAUGGAUUACUGAUCUAUGAAUGCAGAUUUGGAGACAACAUGAACUGCCAGGUGACAAAAUACACAGAUACACACAGUGUGGUGGCUAAUUUAGAGAACAGUCCUGUUAUUGUGGAUGAUGUGAAAAUAAGAUUUUUCUCCACAAGUAAAAACAUUCCCCAGGUUUAUGAUCAUUGUGCCUUCUUCUUCUGGUUUCACACGUACUUCAUUGAGGACAAUAGGUAAGUACAGUGUUAAACAUGACAGACAUCAAUGCAGCAGUGGUCUCUGUGGAAAUUUUUUUACUCAAUAUGGCAUUGUUUUAAAACU